GAGGGUGUGGCGGCGACUCCGGCGGGGUGGAGUUUGCUGUCUCCUCCUCCUGCCCUCACUCCCCCUUGUUAUGGCGGCCCGAGCCCUGACCUUGGUCCGCAGGGUGUGCUGGCGGUCGCUCCGGGAAACAAGGCCAGCGCAAGCUGUUUGCAUUCCAGCAGUUCAGCUGCACAUGACCGCAGCCACCAUGCAAGUCAGCCAGGAAGACUUUGAAAAGGCUCAAGAACAACUGAAGCUUUUGAAAAAGGAUCCUGGGAAUGAAACUAAGUUGAAGCUCUAUGCUUUGUUUAAACAGGCUACUGAAGGUCCCUGCAAUUCUCCAAAACCAGGUAUGCUGGACUUUGUCAAGAAAGCCAAGUGGGAUGCAUGGAAUUCUCUUGGCAAUUUGUCUCAGGAUAAUGCCAAACAGCAAUAUACUGAACUUGUCUCAAGUCUGCUCUCUGCAGAAUCUUCUGACCAGAAGAAAGAUGCUUCCCCAGAAGAGAGCACACAUGAUGGCUAUGAAACGAUACAAGUUACCACCAAAAACAAUAUCACAAAGAUAAUGUUUAACCGACCUGAUAAGAAAAAUGCCAUUAACCAUAAGAUGUACAGAGAAAUUAUCAAAGCGCUUGAAGAAGCUGGAAAAGAUGAUUCUACUAUAGCAGUUAUUACUGGAAAUGGAGACUACUAUAGUAGUGGAAAUGAUCUGAAUAAUUUUACUAAUGUCCAACCCAGUGAAAUGGAGAAGAUGGCAAAAGAUGGAGCAAUAUUACUCAAAGAGUUCGUGGGUCAUUUCAUUGAUUUUCCUAAACCACUGGUUGCAGUGGUAAACGGCCCAGCUAUUGGAAUCUGUGUAACGGUCCUUGGAUUGUGUGACAUUGUCUAUGCUUCUGACAGAGCUACAUUUCACAGCCCAUUUAGUCAACUUGGACAGAGCCCUGAAGGAUGUUCCUCUUACCUGUUUCCAAAAAUCAUGGGCUUAGCCAAGGCAAAUGAGGUUUUGCUCUUCAACAAAAAGCUGACUGCAGCAGAAGCCUGUGCCCAGGGACUUGUGACUGAAGUCUUCCCUGACAGGACUUUUCAGAAGGAAGUUUGGGCAAGAUUAGAAGCUUAUGCAAGCCUCCCCAAAAAUUCCUUGGCAGUGUCAAAGCAACUGUUACGAAGUAUGGAAAAGGAGAAGCUCCAUGCAGUCAACAGUAAAGAGUGUGAAGUCCUGAAGGAAAGGUGGUUAUCUGAUGAAUGUAUAAAUGCUAUUGUCAGCUUCUUUCAGAAGAAAUCAAAACUCUAAUCUUCACCAGCAGAAUAAUUCCCCUUCUGGCAAUAGCUUAAUCUGCCCUUAUCGUUAAUAAACUUUCUCUUCAAAUAAUCAUUCUUACACUUUUUGAUGUGGUAUAUUUCUCUUCUGAGUAUUGGGUUAAAACUGGUUCAUAAAGUUAAUACAAUGUUGUGUGCCUUGGAUCCAUUAUGGAUAUUAGGUUGGGGAAAAAAGGUUCAUUAUUCUGUAGGCAGCAGAGAUGUUUCUGGAUAGUACUAAAGCAGAUUGUCUUCCAAAAGAAGCAACAGAUUCAAUAGCACCGUAUUUUGAUAGCUCUUCAAUACAUGUCUUACAAGUGAUUCUUUCUAUUCAUCUGUGGGGAAAGAAAUACUGUAUUAAUGAAAAAAUAAAUAGACUUAUUUAA
This is a messenger RNA of Grus americana (Whooping crane), 1661 nucleotides long. It is a transcript of the gene ECI2, whose product is annotated as enoyl-CoA delta isomerase 2. The record is from RefSeq and is a predicted model, not a curated record. The transcript has 10 exons. NCBI's taxonomy places the organism in Eukaryota, Metazoa, Chordata, Aves, Gruiformes, Gruidae. Bases 71 to 1270 code for a protein of 399 amino acids. Gene Ontology annotation, molecular function: fatty-acyl-CoA binding.